AUGUUUGAGAUGGAAGGUUUAGGUAUUUCAAGAAAGGAAGAAGUUGAUGACGAAAAUAUACAUUCUUAUCAACUACUUCGAUAUAACGGCAAAACCGUUAGUGCACCAUUCCCUCUGGAAGCAAACGUGAUAGAUUUAGCGAACAAUUACAAUAUGGCCUUUCGUCGCUUAGUCGCUCAGGCGAAACAUCUGGCACAGUUUCUCGAAAAGAGAGCGUGGUACGUGCAAACAAUUGAACAGUAUCUCGCGGACAACGUAAUCGAGAAAGUAACCGAACCUCCUACCUGCAGAAAUGUGACACACCACUCGCAAACGAAAUCCUAUCGCUACUUUACGGGGACAAUGUUCUACGAGGCAUUGUUUUCUGCAAUAGGCAUGAACUUGCGAGCAUUCGUAAGCAACUGUCCAGAGGUCAAUGAUCAGGUGAAAAAGGAAGACAGAGCACCAUAUGAGCAGAUGAAGCUCCUCAGAGUGGACUAUGACCCCAUAACGGACACAUAUUCCACAUACCCAGCCUAA
Molecule: messenger RNA, 519 nt
Organism: Ostertagia ostertagi
Lineage: Eukaryota; Metazoa; Nematoda; Chromadorea; Rhabditida; Trichostrongylidae
Source: the annotation of a GenBank genome assembly